AUGACUACUGUUUCACAGAAAAAACCCUACUUCGGGUUAACAGGAGGAUGGCUGACCUUCUGGAUUACGGUGGCAUGCGCAACUGAUAUGUCCUUAUUUGGUUACGACCAAGGAGUGUUCAGCGGCGUUGUGAUCACACAAGAUUUCCUUGAAAGCCACGAUCUGGUCGGACCUACAAAGACAACAGCCCUAUCUACAGUGACUGCCAUUUAUGACAUUGGUUGUUUCUUCGGGGCUAUUAUCGCUUUCACCAUUGGGGAGCGUCUGGGCCGAAAGAAAGCUAUUCUGUUAGGAACUACAGUCAUGGCAGUAGGGGCUAUCGUUCAAACAAGUUCGUUUAGUUUGGCGCAGAUGUUUGUUGGCCGGAUCGUCUUAGGUGUUGGAAAUGGCAUAAAUACUGCUACAGCUCCAAUUUGGCAGACUGAAACAUCCCAAACGAAAUGGCGCGGAAAACUGGUAAUCCUCGAUAUGAUGAUGAAUAUCGCCGGUUUCUGUCUCGUCAACUGGAUCAACUAUGGACUAUCAUUUGCAGGCGGCUCUGUGGCCUGGCGGUUCCCACUUGCAUUUCAAUUCUUUUUCCUCUUCAUUCUGUGGGGUACAACGCCAUGGCUGCCAGAGUCUCCUCGUUGGCUGCUCGCCCACGGCAAAGAAGAAGAGGCAAUUGAAGUCCUCAGCUGUCUCGAAGCGAAACCGAUUGAUGACCCCGUCGUUAUAACUCAGCGCAACGAAAUCGCAUACAGUAUUCAAUACGAGCGUCAGAACGCCAUGAGCUGGCGCGAUCUUCUCAAGAAAGACAAGAAAAAUGAUACCAAGACACUGCGCAGACUCUUCCUUGGUAUAGGUAGUCAGUUCAUGCAGCAGCUCGGCGGUAUCAACAUCAUGUCCUAUUACAUGCCCACUGUCCUGACCAAAUCGGUUGGUUUGCCGGAGAAAAUGGCUCGAUUGCUGUCGGCUUGCAACGCUGUUUCGUACCUGAUUUUCUCAGGUAUAGCCGUGCUCUUGAUUGAGCGUAUGGGCCGCCGUGGUCUGAUGAUUCUAUCGACAUUUGGGCAGUUCGUGUGCUUCCUCGUUAUUACUGUUCUGAUUCGGUAUGCCGAGACUAGUGACAAUGGUAGCGUAUACGGUAAUGCUUCGGUGGUGUUUUUCUUCCUUUAUUAUGGGGCUUUCGGUAUUGGCAUGCUGGGAGUGCCUUGGUUGUAUCCCACUGAGAUCAACUCUCUACCGAUGCGGACAAAGGGUGCUGCGGCUGCAACUGCUACCGACUGGAUCACAAAUUUCAUCGUCGUGGAGAUCACUCCAAUCGGAAUUCAGAGUAUUGGUUGGAAGUUUUGGAUUGUCUGGACGGUGACCAAUGCUGUUUUCCUACCUAUUCUCUACUUUUUCUACCCGGAGACAGCCAACCGGAGUCUCGAGGAUCUUGAUGCCUAUUACCGUACCAACCCAUCGUUGAUUGUAUCUGGAGACACUGAUGCCAUCUGCAAAAAACGCCCGCAGAAAUACAUUGAGCGCGAAUAUGAAGAGUUCGAGCGAGCGACUGGCAAGGCAGUGAUGUCUGUCGAGGCAGCAGAGCAUGUGGAAUGGACCGAGGGAGAGAGGCAGACGUAA
Molecule: messenger RNA, 1605 nt
Organism: Penicillium griseofulvum
Lineage: Eukaryota; Fungi; Ascomycota; Eurotiomycetes; Eurotiales; Aspergillaceae
Product: sugar porter family MFS transporter
Exons: 8
Coding region: 1-1605 (534 amino acids)
Biological process (GO): carbohydrate transport; transmembrane transport
Cellular component (GO): membrane
Molecular function (GO): carbohydrate:proton symporter activity
Source: RefSeq, a predicted model, not a curated record